Uloborus diversus is the source of this 598-nucleotide messenger RNA. RefSeq names its product 39S ribosomal protein L49, mitochondrial-like (gene mRpL49). Gene Ontology annotation, biological process: translation. Gene Ontology annotation, molecular function: structural constituent of ribosome. The record is from RefSeq and is a predicted model, not a curated record. Gene Ontology annotation, cellular component: mitochondrial large ribosomal subunit; ribosome. The coding region runs from base 41 to 592 and encodes 183 amino acids. Lineage: Eukaryota; Metazoa; Arthropoda; Arachnida; Araneae; Uloboridae. The transcript is spliced from 4 exons.
GUUUACAUCCCUAUCCCUACCAUCUCCGUAUCUUGAUAAAAUGUUAAGACAACUUUUAACCUUCUCUAAUAUUAAGUUUGUUCAAAAAUGUCCAAAAUUUCGACAAAAAGCUACGAGACCACCUGUUAUUGAUAAUUCUGAAGUUUAUCGUGCAAAAGUUAUACCUCAAGAUAUAUGGAUAGAAAAUAAAGACCCAAAAUUUACAGAUGUUGAAGAAGUAAAAGAUCAUUGGCAUUUUGUGGAAAGACUGUUCCCCCCUUUACGUAUACCUGAACCUAUUAAAAAGACCUCAAGCACUGGAUGGAGAGCACCAUCAGAAACUGUGCCCAACUUGCCAUAUUUUGUGGAGAGAACUAGAAAUCAUAUGUUGCCUGUCUAUGAACGGCAUAUUUCUGUAUAUGAAAUACUUGUUACUAGAGUUAGAAGAGUUCAUGGCGAUAUAUGGGUCUUUGAACAUGAUUUGAAGUCAUAUCUUGAAGAGAGACUUGGUGAGGAGGUGGAGUCAAAUGUGAAUGAAAUUAGUUGUUAUGUGAAUUUUAGAGGAAGACAUUCAGAGCUCAUAAAAGAAUGGUUGUAUAAUAAAGGUUUUUAAAAGUUG